Molecule: messenger RNA, 420 nt
Organism: Amorphotheca resinae ATCC 22711
Lineage: Eukaryota; Fungi; Ascomycota; Leotiomycetes; Helotiales; Amorphothecaceae
Exons: 1
Coding region: 41-370 (109 amino acids)
Source: RefSeq, a predicted model, not a curated record
AGGGGAGAGGCAAGAAUAACUCAGCCUGUCCGCGCUGAAUAUGACGACUGCCCCAAAAGCGCACCCGACUCGAGCGUCAGACGCGAAUAAACGGGGAAGGGGGAGACGGGGGCACGAGAGAGAUGAUGAUUCUCGGGAUUUGACUUUCGGCGGCGACGGCAACAACGGGGUUCGAGAGGGCAAGACAAGAGCGCAAAAGAGGAUUACCUAUUCAGAGCAUGUAAUACUUAAUAGCGGGCCCCCUGUGGAUCUCACGAUGUUUGGAAUUUUGUGGGUUUUUGGCUUUGGGGCUUUUGGGUUCUUGGGGGGGCUUUUGGCGGAGUGGGAGGGGGUGGCGCCAUGCCUUUCCUGGCUUUGCCGAUCGCCUUGAGACCUGGAGGUUGGGAUCCGCCUGUAGUGGGCUCUUAGUGGAAGGUCUAA